This is a messenger RNA of Knipowitschia caucasica, 1368 nucleotides long. The record is from the annotation of a GenBank genome assembly. Lineage: Eukaryota; Metazoa; Chordata; Actinopteri; Gobiiformes; Gobiidae.
AUGAGCACGGACGACAGCUCCGUGCGCGUGGCCAUCAGGGUACGGCCGCAGCUGCCUCGCGAGCGCCUGGAUGGCUGCCACGUCUGCACCUCGAUCACACCUGGAGAGCCUCAGCUGGUCCUGGGCUCAGACCGGGCCUUCACAUUUGACCACGUCCUGGACCAGGACUGCAGCCAAGACCAGGUCUACAACAGCGUCACGGCGCGACUGGUGGAGGGCUGUCUGCAGGGCUACAACGCCACAGUGCUAGCAUACGGACAGACUGGCUCGGGUAAGACCUUCACCAUGGGGACUGGAUUUGAAGUCAGCGUUCUGGAGGAGGACCAGGGCAUCGUCCCCAGAGCUGUCCAUCAUCUGUUCACCUCCAUCGAGAAGAAGAAGAAGUCUGCGGCUGAAGAGGGACGACCCGCGCCAGAGUUCAAGACCACUGCCCAGUUCAUAGAGCUGUACAACGAGGAAGUUCUAGACUUGUUUGACACGAGUCGUGACAUGAAGCAGAAGUCUCAUAUCCGGAUCCAUGAGGACCCGAGUGGAGCCAUCCACACCGUGGGAGUGACCACAAGAGAGGUCCAGAGCCAGGAAGAGAUGAUGCAGUGUCUCAAACUGGGGGCCCUGUCCCGGACCACGGCCAGCACACAGAUGAACGUCCAAAGCUCUCGCUCUCACGCCAUCUUCACCAUCCACCUGAGCCAAGUGAGAGUGUGUGCCAGCAACAAGGAGGACAGUCCUGAGUCAGAGGUGGACGAGUACGAGACGCUGACGGCGAAGUUUCAUUUUGUGGAUUUGGCCGGAAGUGAACGACUGAAGAGAACGGGGGCCACGGGCGACCGAGCCAAAGAGGGCAUAUCCAUCAACUGUGGGCUGCUGGCUCUGGGGAACGUGAUUAGUGCAUUGGGAGACUGCACGAAGAGGCCCGGUCACGUCCCGUAUCGAGACUCCAAACUCACACGGCUCCUACAGGACUCUCUGGGAGGAAACAGGUGCGACCGCUACACCGACCGCUACACCAAUAACUACACCGAUAAAUACACAGACCGCUACACCGACCGCUACACUGAUAACUACACAGACCGCUACACCGACUGUUACACCGACUGCUACACCGAUAACUACACCGACCGCUACACCGAUAAAUACACGGACCGCUACACCGACUGUUACACCGACUGUUACACCGACUGUUACACCGACUGCUACACCGACCGCUACACCGAUAACUACACCAACCGCUACACCGACCGCUACGCCGACCGCUACACCGACCGCUACGCCGACCGCUACACCGACCGCUACGCCGACCGCUACACCGACCGCUACGCCAACCGCUACACCGACCGCGACACCGACCGCGACAUCGACCGAAUAUAG